CCAUUUCAAACCUUCUUCUCCUUUAACGACGAUAUGAGGAAGAAAUUGAAUGAGAUAAGUUUGAAUAACCCUGCAUGGUCUACGCUACUUGAUGAGAUGUUAUUCCAAAUUCGUGAAAGAAAACAUCAUGCCGAUUUACCAGCGAUUUCAAGAGCCAAAUGAACACACGCCACGACGAGUUCUCUAUGAAGAUAUUUCUCUUCUGUUCCGCCCGGGUGAUCUUGUCUUUGUUCCCCUGGCACGCCCUGAUGAGAACCAGGCUAGCAUUUCCACUACUGAUCACAAUGAAUAUCAUAGCCAAAUGGUCUUUCGAAUGGUGGACUUUCGAGCUAUCGAGGUGCCUAGUGCCUAUGGGACUGUGAAGUGGGAUGAUCAGAGAACAGUACUCUAUGUGGAUAGCUAUGACCACGAUGGAAAAGGCUCCAUGGCCUGUCGUACAUGGGUUCUAUUUGAGAGCUUCCCGGGGGAGUGUGAGAUUACGUCCCUUGCCUGCUUUCCUCUCAAAUUCCAUCCAAAUUACAACAAGGUAUUGUCGGAGGAUACGGCCAGAGGACGGCGGUUUAAGAAUUUGAUUGAAUGUCCGAUUAAGCCUCACCAUUAUUCCGGUUGGACAUUGGCAAAGGGGCCUAGUAGGCAUGACAAGCUGGAUGAAAAAGGGGCUGAAUACGUCGACGGCGAGGUUAUCGAUCCGAGAAAAUACCUCUCAUUGCAAGGAAGCCGAUGCGAAAGUCGAGACCGACAGAUUCCUGAGGCAUGAUGGCUCUUUUGUGAAAAGAAAACUGGUCAAAUGAAGAUCUGGCUCUUCUUCCUCGACGGGUUUUUGGCUAUUCAUUGCGAGAAUGAAAGUUUGCCAGGUUCGAUAUAGACUGCUUUCCGCCGUCGGUCGAAGGUAGCAGAGCGACGCUCGAU
Messenger RNA from Aspergillus wentii DTO 134E9, 909 nucleotides. RefSeq lists its product as uncharacterized. The record is from RefSeq and is a predicted model, not a curated record. Bases 92 to 757 code for a protein of 221 amino acids. The transcript has a single exon. NCBI's taxonomy places the organism in Eukaryota, Fungi, Ascomycota, Eurotiomycetes, Eurotiales, Aspergillaceae.